Microthlaspi erraticum is the source of this 993-nucleotide messenger RNA. NCBI's taxonomy places the organism in Eukaryota, Viridiplantae, Streptophyta, Magnoliopsida, Brassicales, Brassicaceae. The record is from the annotation of a GenBank genome assembly.
AUGCCGUCGGAUGCGGAGAGCUCAGCGAAUUUAGCUCCGGCGAAGCCACCGCCGUAUUUCUGGGGAGACAUGCCGGAGGAAGAGUACUUUACUUCACAAGGUGUGCGCAACACCAAAUCCUACUUCGAAACACCCAACGGCAAGCUCUUCACUCAGACCUUUCUUCCCUUGGAAGGCGAGAUCAAAGGAACGGUGUACAUGUCUCACGGCUACGCUUCCGAUACGAGCUGGAUGUUCUCGAAGAUCUGCAUGAGCUACUGCAGAUGGGGCUACGCCGUUUUCGCCGCCGAUCUUCUCGGUCACGGCCGCUCCGAUGGCAUCCGCUGCUACAUGGGUGAUAUGGAGAAAGUUGCAGCAACGUCGUUGUCUUUCUUCAAGCAUGUUCGUACCAGCGAACCAUAUAAGAAUCUCCCAGCUUUCCUCUUUGGUGAGUCCAUGGGAGGACUUGUCACGCUUCUCAUGUACUUUCAAUCGGAGCCUGAGACUUGGACCGGUUUGAUCUUCUCGGCUCCUCUCUUUGUCAUCCCGGAGCCCAUGAAACCGAGCAGGCCUCACCUUUUUGCCUAUGGUCUCCUCUUUGGCUUGGCUGAUACGUGGGCCGCAAUGCCGGAUAAUAAGAUGAUUGGGAAGGCUAUUAAGGACCCUGAAAAGCUCAAGAUCAUCGCAUCUAACCCCAACAGAUACACAGGGAAGCCUAGAGUGGGAACAAUGAGGGAGUUACUGAGGAAGACGCUAUACGUGCAGGAGAAUUUUGACAGAGUAACUAUUCCGGUGUUGACGGUGCACGGGACAGCGGAUGGAGUGACGUGUCCUUCGUCGUCGGAGCUGCUGUACGAGAAGGCGUCGAGCUCUGAUAAAACGUUGAAGCUGUACGAAGGAAUGUACCAUUCACUGAUCCAAGGAGAGCCUGACGAGAACGCUGAGAUUGUGUUGAAGGAUAUGAGAGAGUGGAUUGAUGAAAGGGUUCAGAGGUAUGGAUCUAAAACGGCUUGA